AUGAAUUUGGAUGAUAAUUCAACAGUUCCAAAGGUCAUACAAGAUGAGCUUUCCAUUGUAACUCCUCGAGAAGACUUAAAUUCCAUUGCCACGUUAAAUAAUGAUCAAUGCUUAGCAUUUAAUUCAAUCAUGGGGGCUGUGGAAUGCAAUACUGGUGCAAUCUUUUUUGUGGAUGGACCAGGAGGAACUAGAAAGACAUAUUUAUAUCGUGCACUGUUGGCCUCAGUGAGAAGUCAAGGUCGAAUUGCCAUUGCAACAGCAACUUCUGGAAUUCCAGCUACGCUUUUACCUGGUGGAAGGACAGCCCCAUUCAAGAUUCAAGAUCCCAUUAAAUCCAGAGGCUUUAUCCACAUCACUGCUGUUGAUUAUCCAUUUGGUGGCAAAAUUAUGGUGUUUGGUGGUGACUUUCGUCAAGUACUUCCAGUUGUUCCUAAAGGUACAAAAGCUGAAACUAUUGCUGCAUCGAUAGUCAAAUCACCUCUUUGGAGUCACAUUCAAAUACUUCGUUUAAAGCAAAACAUGCGCUCUAUAAAUGACCAACAGUUUGGUGAAUUUCUUUUACGUGUUGGAGAUGGUGCUUUUAGUAGAUUGCUGUCCAGGGCUAUUCAUGAAGGUCUGUUGCAAGGUUUUCGGGUGGGCUUGUUAUCAGGGACAGCAAUGGGGGUGUCUCACUUACUGUAUGCAGAUGAUGUUUUGGUUUUCUGUGAUGCGGAUCUGGUGCAGUUGGGCUAUCUUCGAUGUGUUCUGAUUUGUUUUGAGGCAGUUUCGGGCUUACUGAUUAAUUUAAGCAAAUCUGAGUUGAUUUCGGUGGGAGAGGUUGAGAGGCUGCCAGUAUUACUGACGGUUCUAGGAUGCAAGAUGGCCAAUUUACCAGUGACUUACUUGGGUUUGCCUUUGGGUGCUAGUUAUGAUAAUUUCAUAGAUUCAGAGAUUUUAACAGGACAUUUCAAAGGCACGAGAGUUUUCCUGCAUCGCAUUCCAUUAAAGGCUCCGGAAAACUUGAAACUUCCAUUUGAAAUGACUCGCACACAAUUUCCAGUUCGCCUUAGUUUUGCUUUGACAAUAAAUAAAUCACAAGGUCAAACAAUUCCACAUGUGGGAAUUUACCUUCCGGAUCAUGUAUUUAGUCAUGGACAACUAUAUGUUGCUUUAUCUCGAGGGGUGUCAGAUCAGACAACAAAAGUCUUGGUUAAAAAGGGUUCAGUUAAUAAUGAAGAAGGAGUGUAUACCUGUCAAACAGUUCUCCAUAUACAGUCUUGGAUGGAAGAAAUCCUCAUAUCUGAUAGAGCAAGUAUAUGCAGCAAAGACAAUAUGGACAUAUAUGUGUUUAAUGUUGUCAUAGAUCUGUGGCAAAAAUUGCAUCAAGACAAUUUGAAGAGAUUGUUGAAUGUGACGUGUGAUUUGGACUAUGUCAAUAUAUGUAAAAAUGGGUAG
Camellia sinensis is the source of this 1434-nucleotide messenger RNA. The record is from RefSeq and is a predicted model, not a curated record. NCBI's taxonomy places the organism in Eukaryota, Viridiplantae, Streptophyta, Magnoliopsida, Ericales, Theaceae.